AUGUACCCACUUUGUUCAUACCUGAAUUCUCUCAACGACAUUGAAGCAAUCAGUUCUGUUGGGUCUGAGUCCUCCCCUAUAACACCUCGUGUCGACUUUCAUGACCUCCCACAACUUUCACAGUCCGAUGAUGACGACUUUUCAUAUAUACCAACUGGUGACCAAAAAUGCCUCGAGGUGCUUGCAUUCAUGACUCAUCAACUCUCCCGAUUUUCACUCCGCACUCUAUUGGAAACAUUGUUUUCCUCCGAAGACAGCACAAUUAAACAUCACGCAAACAUAUUUCUAGCUGGUGGUGGACCUCAUCAGCUGAUGAAUCUAUGCCAGUUUCAAGAGUGGGUAGUCGAGAAGGCAGCCGAAAUAUGUUCGCAGGAAUGCCCAUACUAUGCAGAUGCUCUGUCGCUUUGUGUAUCCCCAAAAAAUGUGACUUUUGACUUGGUCAAAAAGAUGAAAUCCAUCAUCCUCACACUAGUAGUACUACCAGUGUUCGUUCCCCUCAAGACCCGCUGUGUCAAUCUUCACCCAGCAAUAACCUGCCUUAUAAUGUGGGACAACCAAGUUCCCAAGCGUGUUGUUCAACUGUGGAAUCGUUAUGGUGCAUCGUCAUCGCAUCCUUUCCAAGGACGUGCAAUUUUUCACCUCAGCCAAGACUCACUUUGUGUCACACAAGCAGUUGCCAAUGACGGUACCAAAAUCAAGCAGUUGCCAUAUGACAACUUCAACUGGAUGUCACAAGCUUGGGAAGUAUCAGCUAUCCACGGGUCGGCACAGCAUGAUCAGGUAUCUGCAAUGUUGGUUGUAUUGCCAAGGCCGGAGGAUGUCCCUGCAUCUUAUCUUGCCAAUGUAGCUCGUUUUGAUGCACUCACUGGGUCGUGA
Molecule: messenger RNA, 876 nt
Organism: Suillus paluster
Lineage: Eukaryota; Fungi; Basidiomycota; Agaricomycetes; Boletales; Suillaceae
Exons: 8
Coding region: 1-876 (291 amino acids)
Source: RefSeq, a predicted model, not a curated record